AUGUUUUUCGAGUCCGGAUUCAACUUACAACAUGCGCGAACUUUUUCCCAAGUCAUUCCACUCCAUCCAAGAUCGUCCGGACCGAAUUCGCUGACCACAGUCUCUUUUGCCAAAUCCUUUGUGGAUCCGGAUACUGAAGGUCCGCAGUCGACAGCCACUGACAAACAGGAACAGGAUUUCCGUGCCCAGCAUGAUCGUCUCACCCAGUACCUGGAUAUUGUCGAAGUACACCUGGCUGAACAAAUAGAGCAAGGAAAACUUGUAAUCCAAUUCAAGUUCAACGAGCAGAUUAAUCGACAAAAGGAUGGUGUGGCUAUGGGAUCACCUCUAGGACCGUUGUUUGCC
Echinostoma caproni is the source of this 345-nucleotide messenger RNA. The record is from the annotation of a GenBank genome assembly. Lineage: Eukaryota; Metazoa; Platyhelminthes; Trematoda; Plagiorchiida; Echinostomatidae.